Aspergillus chevalieri is the source of this 2466-nucleotide messenger RNA. RefSeq names its product putative MYB DNA binding protein (Tbf1) (gene TBF1). The record is from RefSeq and is a predicted model, not a curated record. Gene Ontology annotation, molecular function: protein homodimerization activity; double-stranded telomeric DNA binding. The transcript has 4 exons. Gene Ontology annotation, biological process: telomere maintenance via telomere lengthening. Bases 1 to 2466 code for a protein of 821 amino acids. NCBI's taxonomy places the organism in Eukaryota, Fungi, Ascomycota, Eurotiomycetes, Eurotiales, Aspergillaceae.
AUGGUGAAUACUCGAGGUGCAAGGCCGUCUAUCGAUGGCCAAGACCCUUCCGAUGUGCCUCCAUCACCUUCUGCUCCGGUCGAUGACAAAGCCGACGUGAAACAGUCCCACCCCCUCGAAAACGAUGAACACGGAUCAAUCUCCCCUCGCGCAUCGAAGAAGCGCAAGAUCGAACCCGAAGAUGACGAUACGCCCUUCUCAACACAACCAACUCGGUUGCCACAUGACACAGCAGGGAAUCAAAUUGAGGAGGAGCUAGCCUCGGCGUUGGGCGCGGGCAUGGUCGACCCCAAUGAACGUCCGGCCGAUAAUGGCCCCAGCCAGAGUGAGAACUCUGCAGAGAGCGCCACGGCCCCUGGUACGGGCACUGACAUGGAUACGGAUAUGGCUACAGUGAUCUCAAGCAUUAUGAAUCAUGCCGAACGGGUCGAAGAACAGUGUGCAAUGGGAGAGCAGCAGCUGGGCGAGGACACGUCGAACCAGGAGGUUCCCAAGGGCGUGGUGUUUGUCAAGGCAAACUCUCACCUCAAGAUUCAGAGUCUUCCUAUCCUGGACAACUUGUCCACGCAAAUUCUAUCUCUGCUUGCCAAGUCUUCCUAUCAGGACAUUACCUCCCUCGUUUCCGAACCCGAAUCCGAGAAUGGACAAGCCUAUGCGACCAUGCGUUCCCUAUUCGACCACACAAAGAAGGUUUACUCGACCAAGAAAUCCUUCCUUUCGCCUGUGGAGCUUGAGCUCACAGAACCCGCCCAAGUUGAUGUCAUUCGAAAGGCGAACCUGGCCUCGUUCGUGUCGAGCAUCUUCGGCACCCAGGAGAUUGGCUUCUCCGAGCUGAACGAAAAUUUCAUCGACGUUUUUGUUCCGGAAGGUGGCCGUCUGCUCAAGGUCCAGGGUGCGUUGUUCCUGGAACUCAAGACCCAGGCAUUUAUCGCCUCGAUGAACAGCAAUGAAAGAACAAGAACCGAGAUCCUAUUUGAUUUGUUUCCCGAAGACCUCGAACAGCGUCUGAUGGAGAGACACACUGCGAAUCGCGCGUUGGCUCCAAGCGAAGCGGACUUUGCGAAGCGGGCAGCAUCUCGUCGUGAUAUCCUUCUUGCUGAUAUUAACAAUGAAGAAGCGCUCAAAGCUUUACCGGACAAGUACCACUGGGAGGAUUUCCUACGGGACUUGAGCUCUUAUAUUACCAAGAAUUUUGAUUCCAUAAGCCACCAGCAGACCAAAAAAGCAACCAAGGGGCGACAACCAUCCCAGUCAAGUGGAGAUGCACAAGAGAACCAGGGCGCUCCUCUGCAGAGUCAAUUUUCUGUUGCUCCACAGCCACCAGAUGUCCCCGUCGACAAGAAUAUGCAUGGUGACCUUGUUGCUCGUGCCGCUCGUGCGGCCCAGAUUGCCUUGCAAGGUCAUGGACUGAGACGCUCCCAACAACAGUCCCAGCAGCAACAACAGCAACAGCAACAGCCGCAACCACAAGCGCCACCGCAGCCACAACCACCACAGCCGGGCCAACAACCCCAGCCAUAUCACCCGCCACAGCAGAGCCAGCCUCAGCAGCAACCAGGACAGGUUCCUCCCAGCUAUUCUAUGCCGCCACCUCAACACUCCUAUUCACAAAGUCCAGUUCCACAGGGAUACCAGCCACAGCAACAACAUCAGCAACCGCCAGGACAAUUGACUUUCCAGCAAAGUCCUCUCCAGGCCAACUUCCAGCACUACAACCACGGCGCGCCCAUGUCCGGUCGGCCAACACCUGGCCCUGGCGCGCCUGCUAAUCAUGGUUACAUGCCUGGCAUCCCUCACUACUCUCAGUCUCAGCCUACGCAAGUGCUGUACGAGCGUGCUCGCAUGGCCGCAUCGGCGAAGUCAUCACCAAGUAGCCGCAAAUCCGGCUUACCAAGCCAACGGCGGCCGUGGACGACUGAGGAGGAAAAUGCCCUGAUGGCCGGCCUGGAUCGGGUCAAGGGACCACACUGGAGUCAGAUCCUUGCCAUGUUCGGUCCCGGAGGAACUAUCAGUGAAGCAUUGAAAGACCGCAACCAGGUCCAACUCAAGGACAAAGCUCGUAACCUCAAACUGUUCUUCCUGAAGAGCGGCAUCGAAGUCCCGUACUAUCUCAAGUUCGUCACAGGUGAACUGAAGACUCGUGCACCCGCUCAGGCAGCCAAGCGCGAAGCACGGGAGCGACAGAAGAAGCAGGGCGAAGAGGACAAAGCGCACGUCGAAGGAAUCAAGGGAAUGAUGGCCCUCGCGGGCGCACACUCUCAACCCGUUGCUAUCAAUCAUGGCCACGAAGCGACGAUGUCUGCGUCUCCUCUUCCUCCGAGUCACCACGACAAUCAGUUUGACCAGACCGCCGAACAGAAUCUCAUGCAAACUCUCGGUCAGGAGGUGCAUGGCGAGUCAUUCGGGCAGCCUCAACACCAUCAACAUCAGGAUCAACUCAACUCGGGAAUGCAUAUGGGACAGUAG